AAACAGAGGAAAACAGGGGAAAACACAGAAUAUGGAAAAGUGUAGGCAUUUUUGUAGUGAUACUAAAAAGGAUAAAUUGGAAAAUAAGGAGUAUAAGCUUGUGAGUUAUAAGGAAUUGCCUGGUUAUAUGAAGGAUAAUGAGUUUAUUCAUAAGUAUUAUAGAGUAGAAUGGCCUUUUAAGCAAGCUUUUUUUAGCUUGUUUCAAUGGCAUAAUGAGACUAUUAAUGUUUGGAGUCAUUUACUUGGGUUUCUUCUGUUUGUGGGGUUGACUAUUGCUAAUGCUGCCCAUGUUUCACAAACUGCUGAUCUCUUUGGGAUUUUCAGGACUUCUUCCACUGGUUCAUAUAAAAACACAUCCCAUGGCUCUAUUAAUCUCCUUAUGGGAAUGCCAAAAAUGAUGGAUUUGAACAGCUUACCUAAUCAAGGAGACAUAGAACCAGCAGCAAGAUGGCCUUUCUUUGUGUACCUAUGUGGCUCAAUGUACUGCCUUUUAUCAAGCAGCAUUUGCCAUCUCUUCGGUUGCCACUCACACGACACGAACCUAUUGCUACUUCAAAUGGACUACACCGGGAUCACUGUUAUGAUCAUAACCUCAUUCUUCCCAGCAAUCUACUACAUCUUCCUAUGCCAACCCAUCUGGCAAAUAGUCUACCUUUCAGGGAUCUCUAUCUUCGGAGCAUUCACUAUUGCGACUAUGCUUUCUCCCACCCUCUCCUCAGGAAAAUGUCGAUCAUUUCGUGCAAUCCUAUUCGUGUCAAUGGGACUAUUUGGGAUCAUCCCCGCUACCCAUGCUUGUAUCCUGAAUUGGGAUAACCCAAGAAGGAACUUGACUCUAGCUUAUGAGUCUGUCAUGGCUUUUUCGUACCUUAUUGGAACCGGCUUCUAUGUGACUCGGGUCCCAGAAAGGUGGUGGCCCGGUUGGUUCGAUCUUGCAGGUCAUAGCCAUCAAAUUUUCCAUGUGUUUGUGUUGUUGGGAGCAUUGGCUCACUAUGGGGCUGCCCUACUUUUCAUGGAAUACAGAGAUAUGGUUGGUUGUGGACAAUGACCUAUAAAAUGGAUUUAGGUUCACCUUAAUUAUAUCAUUUAUAGCAUUAUUUUAUUGUGUUUGUAGUUGGUAAAGCCUACACAUACAUUAGAUAAUCAUAGGUAUUGUUUGUAGAAAUAGGGAAAGUUUAUAUUCAUUUGUUAACUGUUCUGAAACUCUGAACAGUUCAUCAAAACAUUCAUAAAUUAUUGGUGUGUUAAGCAAAGCUAUUAAUAUAUAUUCUUUGUAAAAGUUUGUUAAUACAAAUUGCGUUGUGUGUGUAUGAAUUUGCUAACUGUACUUCCACUUGCAAAUAUUAUA
Messenger RNA from Amaranthus tricolor (Joseph's coat), 1345 nucleotides. Its product is annotated as heptahelical transmembrane protein ADIPOR1-like. Lineage: Eukaryota; Viridiplantae; Streptophyta; Magnoliopsida; Caryophyllales; Amaranthaceae. Gene Ontology annotation, cellular component: membrane. The record is from RefSeq and is a predicted model, not a curated record. Gene Ontology annotation, molecular function: signaling receptor activity. Gene Ontology annotation, biological process: response to hormone.